AUGGUCGGAAAAGAUCGUCAGUCAUGUGUUCUCUGCCAUAACUUUGAACUAAAGUUGUCCGUUUCAUUCUUUCGUCAGAUGGAAGAAAAGAUUACUCGUCUCGCUAAUUACUCGACAUGCGAUGUCGCGGAUGCGUUAUUGGAAAUUGGCCACCCACCACAUGGUGGGUUUCUUCAAGAUAUAACAAUGUAUGUUCCUGAUAUACGAAAUACUAGAACUAGCAAAUGCGUUGGUCCGGCUUUUACGAUAAAGCUUGUUCCUCUCUCGGAACCUGUCCCGAAACUGGAAAAACAUUUUGCAGACGCAGCUCCAGAAGGGAGUAUUGUAGUUGUAUCUGCACCACCAAAUACACCAAACGCAGUUUGGGGAGGUUUAAUGAAUACAAGAGUGCGAAUGCGAGGUGUUAAAGGCAUAGUGGUUGAUGGUCGCAUUCGUGAUUUAGAGGAGUUACGUGAAGAUGGGUUACCUGUAUUUGCUAAAGGCCAAUCAGUUCUUUCCGCGCGGAAAUACACACACCCAUCUGCUCUCGACGUCCCAAUCACAAUCAACAACACUGGAAUAACAAUCAACCCCGGUGACUAUAUAAUCGCGGAUCUGAAUGGAGUUGUUUUUAUUCCUAAAGAACUUGUAGAUCGCGUACUUGAAUUAUGCAAGAAACAAGUGAAAGUGGACGAUAAUGUGAAAAAAGAUCUGUUGAAUGGCGUGUCAAUUGCUGAAGCUUUUAAAAGACAUCGUGGAUAG
Messenger RNA from Ambispora leptoticha, 741 nucleotides. Lineage: Eukaryota; Fungi; Glomeromycota; Glomeromycetes; Archaeosporales; Ambisporaceae. The record is from the annotation of a GenBank genome assembly.